Messenger RNA from Ciona intestinalis (vase tunicate), 1752 nucleotides. The record is from RefSeq and is a predicted model, not a curated record. NCBI's taxonomy places the organism in Eukaryota, Metazoa, Chordata, Ascidiacea, Phlebobranchia, Cionidae.
GGUAAAAGUUGUUCAGGAUAUUAGGAAAUACAUAUUGUUUAAGUUAUUCUAUAGAAUUCUGUGUGGAUUUGCAACACGUUUAUAAGUUACUUAUUUAUGUUGAUUAAAAGGAAGACUAGUUAUGAGUUAUGAAGCGCCUCAGUUAAGUGAUGAAGCUAUCCAGGUUGCGUUGCAGACUGGACUUCUUGGAGAUCAACUUCGCCAUGUGACGGUUGAGCAGCUGAAGAGUGCAACACCUGGGUUGUUGAUCCAGCUUUUCAUGAGUGUUCUGCAGAAGUUAGGAGUAAAUACAGAUGAAUUAGGUCGACACCCUUUGGCUGAUACUGAGAAUGUGGAAAUGACUCCGAGCUACACUAUAAAACUGUUUCGUCUUCCUCUAGCCAUAAAUAGUUGUGUACCUUCCAUUAAAAUGACAUCUGGUGACUUGAUGUUCCCUAAAUGGAAAACUACUCGAGGUUUGAUGAGCGUGGUCGUCAACUACCUUCGUUUAGUGGAAAAUUUUGGCCACGUUUGGAAUGAAGUUGCACAGGAUUUUGAUGACAGUGAAAAGAAGCUGCAUGUGUUACGUCAAAAGAUGUUGGAACUGCAGAAAAAAGAGGAAGAUUUUAUUUCUCACAUGGAAAAUCAUAAAGAUUUAUAUGAAAAACAGAAACUUGAAUUGAAAGGACUGAAUGAAAAAUGGGAUCAGGUGUUGGUAAUGCAACAACAAAAAGUCAAAGAGAAAGAAGCUGCCAAGCAAUGCUUUAUGGAAGCAUCUCAAAAACAUGAAAGGGCCCAACAAGAGUUGGAAAACUUAAAAAGGCACAAAGUAGAAUUGGAAGGUUGCAUUAUUAGCAAUCCACAACAAUACGGAGAAGAAAAUCAAGCGCUGGUUAAAAAAUUAGAAGCUUUGAAUGCGGAGGCGGAUCAGCUAUCCCAUGACAGACAAUUCACGGAGGAAAAAUUGGAGACCAACUCAAAGAUGAUAGAAAUAAUGCAGUACGACUUGGAGCAGAUUAACAUUGUUCAGAAAAUGGCAGACACGGCAAAAGAUACAGAGGAUCAACUAAGGAAGCUGAAGGGGGAGAUAAAAGUAACUACCAUGGAGAGGAAGGUGCUUAAUGAAAGGAAGAAAGCUUUAAAUGAACAACUUGUUUCAAGCCGUGAACAACUUCAACGACUGAGGUUGAGAUCCAAUCAAGAAAUUGCUGCUAUUGAGCAAGAACUUGUCAAGUUGAAAAGUGAAAAUGAAAUCCUUAGUUUAAAAGUUGUGAGCAAGUCUGACAGAAUGGAGAAGCUACAUCAGAAUCUGCUUGAAGAAAGAAGGAAGCGGGAAGACAUGGAGUCAGCUUAUGCCAUUGCUGUAGAAAAGUUAAAAAGUACACAAACCUCCCUCAUUGAAGAUUUUAUAAAAACAAAGGAACAAACAAUACAACUGCUACAAAGACCCGGCAAGCCAUUAAAUGAACAUAUUUAGUUUUAAAAAGUUUAAAAUGUUUAACAAUUGAUUAUAUAUAUAUAUUUUGUUGUAUGAUGGUAUUUGUUAAGCUUACAUUGCUACACAUGUUUACAUUCUGUGGUAUUAGUCCAAAAAUUGGUCCAUUUUUAUGGCUACCACUGAUUGUCACCCUGGUGGAAUAGACACCUCUUGUAGUCUUGUUAACAUUUGAUAACCUCUUUACUUUGUAUGCUUUGUCAUUGUAAAAAAUAUUCACAAAGUGCCGAUUGCAUUUGUGUUCAUCUAACAUGCAUUGUAUUUUAUUGCUUAGAGAA